CGUAGCAGCGUCCGCCGGUGCGUGAUGACUCCAGAGCGUGCGUUCGGUGGUUCCUAGGGGAAGAUGGCGGCUGCUCCUUUGGAGGAGCGGGAUUGAGAGGAACGGAGAGGGGAGACCAAACAGAAGAGACAUUCCGGGCUCUAAAGACUAACGCUGCGCUGGCCGUUAGGAGCUCUGCUCUACGCCAGACGUAUCCUAGAAGGAAAACAUCACCAUGGCUACAGAAAUUGGUUCUCCUCCUCGUUUUUUCCAUAUGCCAAGGUUCCAACACCAGGCACCUCGACAGCUGUUUUAUAAGCGACCCGAUUUUGCACAACAGCAAGCAAUGCAACAGCUUACGUUUGAUGGAAAACGAAUGAGAAAAGCUGUAAACCGAAAAACCAUAGACUACAAUCCGUCUGUAAUUAAGUAUUUGGAGAACAGAAUAUGGCAAAGAGACCAGAGAGAUAUGCGGGCAAUUCAGCCUGAUGCAGGUUAUUACAAUGAUCUGGUCCCACCUAUAGGAAUGUUGAAUAAUCCUAUGAAUGCAGUAACAACAAAAUUUGUUCGGACAUCAACAAAUAAAGUAAAGUGUCCGGUAUUUGUUGUUAGGUGGACCCCAGAAGGAAGACGCUUGGUCACUGGAGCUUCUAGUGGGGAGUUCACCUUGUGGAAUGGACUUACUUUUAAUUUUGAAACAAUAUUACAGGCUCACGACAGCCCAGUGAGGGCCAUGACGUGGUCACAUAAUGACAUGUGGAUGUUGACAGCAGACCACGGAGGAUAUGUGAAAUACUGGCAGUCGAACAUGAACAACGUCAAGAUGUUCCAGGCACAUAAGGAGGCGAUUAGAGAGGCCAGUUUCUCACCCACGGAUAAUAAAUUUGCUACAUGCUCUGAUGACGGCACUGUUAGAAUCUGGGACUUUCUUCGUUGCCAUGAGGAAAGAAUUCUCCGAGGUAAAGUUAAGGGUGAGAAACCUUCACUCUGCCACAUUGCUUUGAUUUUGUGUUCAGUGUGUUGGUUGAAGAUGAGAAGUAUGGACCAGACACUGGGAACUUCAUGGUCCCACAUAUUCCAGCGUCACAUUGGUCCCAAAGAGCACAGAGAAUGCUGCUGCAGGUAUCUGGCUAACCAGAAGUCUCUCUGGGAAGGAACAAUAGCACAGUUUUGUGAUUUCUGUGUGCUUGACUGGGUUGUACAAAUAAACUCUGGGUCGUACAUAUACACAAAUGUGUUCUUCAAAAUGCAGCAACCAUGCCACUGAAGGAUGCUUUCAGUAUGUAUUUUAAAGAAGUGUUUCCACUAGUGAAAAUGGAUUUACUUUGAUCUUUCUGUAUCUGAUCCUGUGAUCAGGAAGAUAAAUACAAAGGCAAGCUGACUGCGUAACAAUAACUGAUGUAUGUGGGGAUCUCACUUGCAACCUGGCUUCAUUAGCAGUGCCAUUCUCUAACCAAUCAAGCCGAAGACCAAGUGAAACACUGAGAUGCAUUUUUUUUCAUCAGUCAUGCAUGGCGAAAGGUACAUUCUAUGAAUUGCAUGGAAUUAAGAAUUGGAGACAGUUUUAAGGUGAAUUUACACCUACACAAUAUGCCAUAUGGAAGGCUGAGAUCUGUGGUGCAAGAGUACUGGGGGAAUGGAAGGGUGGAAAGGUAAGGAAAUAAUUGGGUGGGAUUAACUUAAGGGUUGUUUUUCUUGAGAAUUUCUUUCUUUUACAGAGUUAAUAAACAUUCAUAAAAGGUUCAAUUAGAAGCAAGAAGUCAAUUUCUUUCCCCUCUUACUUCCCAAUUUUACUUUCAGAGGUAAACACUGUUCUGUUAAUAGCUUGGCAUGUAUCUUUUUAGACCUCCUAUAUAUAUACACACACACACAAAAAGAUACUUUUAAAAAUCACUACAUGAAAGGAGAUUAUGCUACAUAUACUCUUUUGCUAUUUGCUUUUCUCACUACACUGUAUGUUAAGGUGAUUUUUCUGUAUCAUUACUACUCUAGCCUUUUUGAUUGUAUGUAUUUACUGUAAUUUAUUUAACCAUUCCUUGCUGAUAGGCCUUUGGGAUUUUCAGUAAGUUUUUUACCAAGACACAGUUGUGCACUAAGUGUCCUCAUACCUUUGUAUUUGUGCCACUUAUGUAAAUUUUCCUUUUGGGUAGGCUCCUAAGAAUAAACUCAAUGAAGUGAAGAAUAUAAACAUUUAAACUUUUGGAAGAUGAGUUGUCUUCAUUGUCCAGGAAGCCAUUAAUGAUGAAGUUUAAGAAAGUCGUCUAGCUAAACUGAAAAUGACACAGGUUUAACAUUUUAGGAAAUGGUCACCACCUAAAUAUUUAACCUUAUUAUUAAAAAUUACUAAUAAUAUGCACACAUGGUAAAAAGUCUUUCCUCCUGCACCACAGAGGGAUGGAAUUUGAAAUUUAAAAAUCUGCCAAUUUUUUUUACCUCUCCCUAGAGGUGAUUUCUUAAAACUAAUUGUUUCUAUUCUUAUGGUUAUCAGAAUUUCACAUACUAUUUUGGUAUAUCUGUCUGACGCAGUGUCUCUUUCUGUCAUGAAAGGUGAGGAAAUUAGUGUUGUUCACACCACCGACCAUGCCUCCUCCUUCCUCAUUUUUGUCAUAAUGAACUGUAGUUUCACUGGUUUCCUUUAUUGCCUUAAAUGUUCUUAAACCUUUAUUUUUAAGGGGCCCACCAACUUCAGCCAAUAUUCCUUGGCUCACCGUUAGGUUACAGAAGGAAAUCUGUGUCUCUCAGUGUGUUUCCACUUCUGCCAUUUGAAUUGUCAGGGAUUUUAAGCCACUUUUAUUCUGUUCUUGAAUUAUGGUUACUUUCUGUUUUCUUCAUAUUUUAAAAUUCUAAACAAUGAGAACAAAGAAGAUAGCAUUUCUGCUAUGAAUGAUACUAUGAUAACAGAACCAAGUAGUAUAAUGGGGCCUUACAGAAAGAAUGAUAAUCUUGUGGCAGUUAAAGAAAAGCUGUUCUUCGUGGAAGUGUCGAGAUCAAGUAAGCUGCUUUUUUGUGAAGUCUGUGAUGCUAUCAACUGUUGAAAAUAAUGCGAUAGUUUAAUUCACGUUAGUUUGUCUUGCAAUUUCUAGUUACAUUUUCUUUUUAAAAAAUUAAUGUCACUAAAGUCUUUAUCAUAGCAAAUUUUUAGGUUUUCAGUAAACCUAUUUACUUCAAUUUGAGUAAAUAGUUUUUGUUUUUAAAGUCAUUCUUCUAAGUUCACUCAUUUUUUUUCAGUUCAGUUGAAAAAUCUUCAAAUAGAUUUCUCAGAAACAGCAUGUACGUGGUAAAUAAAAAUUACUGAGUCUGGAAAGGUAUUUAAUUACCAUCAUACUCGACUCAUAGUUUGGGUUUGAAUUCUUGGUUUGAGAUCCUUUGCCCUCUGAAUUUUUACAUCCUUCAUUAUCUUCUAUCAGUUUUAUUGGUAAAAAGUCAGAUAUAAUCCUGAGUCUCAUUAUUUUGUGUGUAUCUUGAUUUUCCUCACUGAAUGUUUUCUGAAUGAUCUCUGAGGUUUUUUUUUUUAAACUGGGUAUAGGUACGAAUAUUUUAAACUUUAUCUUUCUUGGCAUAGCAUCAUCUGCAGUCUUAUCCUUUUUCCAUUCAAAGGAUUUUUCUUGCUUUGAUUAUUGUUUCCAUUGUCUCUGCUUGUCUUACGGAAUUCUUAGGAGAUGACUGUUGGGCUGUUUGGAGCUGUCUUAUCUAUCAUUAUUUUUUCUUACAUGUUUUGUGUUCUGCCCUUUCUCUAAGUAUUGGGAGAUUUCUGUUUGUCUUCCGGAAUACUAAUUUAGUUUUCAUUCAUGCCCAGUCUGGUUUUCAGCCUGUCUGGUGAUUUCUUUUCUUUCUUCUCUUUUCUUUCUUUGAUACAGGGUCUCCUUCUGUCUCCUGGGUGGGAGUGCAGUGGUGCAGUCAUGGCUUACUGUAGCCGUGACCUCCUGGGCUCAAGCAAUCCUCCCACCUCAGUUUCCUUAGUACCUGGAACUACAGGUGUGAGCCACCAUGCAUAAAUAAUUUUAUUUUUAAUUUUUUGUUGCCUAGGCUGUUCUCAGACUACCUGUGCUCAAGCAAUUCACCUACCUCGGCCUCCCAAAGUGCUGGGAUUACAGGCUUGAGCCACUGGCCAGCCAAAAUUUUUAUUUUUAUUUAUUUUUAUUUUUUUGAGAUGGAGUUUCACUCUUGUUACCCAGGCUGGAGUGCAGUGGCGCAAUCUUGGCUCACGGCUCUCGAGUAGCUGGCAUUAUGCCCGCCAAUCAUGCCUGGCUAAUUUUUUGUAUUUUUAGUAGAGACAGGGUUUUGUCAUGUUUGCCAGGCUGAUUUCAAACUCCUGACUUCAGGUAAUCCACCCGCCUCAGCCUCCCAAAGUGCUGGGAUUACAGGCAUGAGCCACCGUGCCUGGGCCGAAAUUUUUAUUUUUAUCAAUUUUCAAGAAUUUCUAGUGGUUCUCUGGUCUUUUCGUUUUUCAUAAAGAGGCCUGUUUGUAGUGGGUUUACUUUUAAGGAAUAUGCCCUUUAAAACCUUGGAUAUAGUAUUUGAGAUGCUUGUGUGUAUGUGUGGUUUGAUCUUUCGUUCUUGUUUGUUUUCCCUAAAGUCAUAUAAUCUGUUUCUUUGUCUUUCCUGGUAUUUGCUUUUUCUCAAAUGCCCAGCGACCCUUGAUUGUCUAGAUAUUUGAAUAGUGGUUUGUAUUGGUUAGUACAAGUAGCUAUCUUGCAUUCUUUUGCAGUUAAGUUUGCUUACCUAUGAAGGUCCUCUCCUGGAUCGAACACUUCACUGUGGAUUUGUGUGUCUAUGUGUGUGCUUGUACAUGUGUACACACAUGUGCAUGUUUUUGUGUGUUUAAUGAAGUGAGUGGAGAAGCACAGGCCACUGCCACAUUUGUCAAGUAAGUGGGUUGUGGGUUGUACUCUGAGGUGGAGUACUUAGUCUUACUCUCCUUCCUCCCUCCCUCCCCUUUCCUCUUUUUUCUCCUUCUCCCAUUCUGCACCCCCACCCCCUACUUUUUUGCAUUUUCAGGGUCAUCCUGUGGUAUUUCCACAAACUUUGUGCUGCUUUACUUUUCAGCCUCAAAUCCUACUCUGGGGUUUCCUCACAGACUGAAAUGCGCUUUGUGUAACAAAUGUGCUUUGUGUAAUUUGCUUUGGCUGGCUGAUAGCAGCUGUUCUACAGAAACAGGAAGUCAGGAGGGACAACCUGGACAAUCCUCCUGUCAUUACCUUCAUUAUUUCAUCACAGCCUUUGUCACUGAGCCUUUGCCACAACCUUUGUUGCUGACAGCUAUAGUCUUCUGUGUAUUUUGGGUUUCAUUUUUCUCUACUCUGGUAGGGCCCAUCUGUUUUUAGAGAAUGCCCAUGUUUUGGUUGAAGUGUUUUCAAAAUUUUCUAAAAUUUGUGGUCAGUAUAUAUCAGUCUUGAGAAAUAAGUGCAUCCUCUGUAAACCUUUGAAAGUAAUUUAGGAAGAGGCUUGCAUAUUUCAUUUUACUUGGUAUUAUUAAAUCAUUAUUUUAUCCUGAAGCACAAUUCCCGUUUCACAUUAGUGACCUUGAAACAAUUUUCUUACCUGUCCUUAUAUUCUCCUUACUUCGAUCAUUUUUCCAUUUCUUAGUAAGUCUUUCAUAGUGAAAUUUUAAUUGUAUACUUGAAGCUUAAGGUAAUCCAUGGCAUUGGGGGAUUUAGAGAUAAGUAAUCAAUUAAAAUAAUUGAAAGAUUGUGUUGAACCCAGCUCUUUUUCUUUUUUCAAGGCAGGGUCUCACUCUGUCACAUAGGCUGGAGUGUGGUGGCAUGAUCUCAGCUUACUGCAGCCUUGACCUCCUGGGCUCAAGCCUGCAUCAUCAGCCCCUGCCCGUGUAUCAUUGGGCAGCAUGACACUCUGCUACUAAUUCGUGUGUGUGUGUGUGUAAAGUGCAUGGAUUAUAGACAUGUGCCACCACAGCUUUCCUGGCAUUUUUCCUGUAGGUUUUUUGCCCCUUUGAAAUGAGUUAAUGAUCUUUAACAACACAGAAAAUGUAGAGGGAACUGUAAAAAGGAAGUGAUUGGGGUAUCAUCUUCUCAGUGUUGGAGACGGCGUUGUAGUCUAGUGGAAUCAAUAGUUACAUUAGAGUAUUACGUUAAGUACUUUGACUUAAAUACUAAGUCUUAGUAUUGUCUUUCUUAAAAAAAAAGCAUACUCAACAUAGUGAAUGUAAUGGUGGUCUCUCAUUUUAAGUUUUCUAGUUCUGAGAGGUAAAUGGCAUUUAUAUCAAGUGUAUUACUUGGGGGUGAAUGUUCAUAAUCAGAAUUCAGAGUUAUUUUUUCCAGAGUCAUUUGAAAACUGAAAUUUAACAGUUUUACAGAUGUUUCACUUUGGGAACACGCUCUCACAUCGAACCAUUUUCUGCUUUCCCAUACUCUGUUCAUAGUAGUAAUAGCUCUUACUGGAUAAAUACGUCUGUAUGGAAAUAGCUGUCCGCGUGGUGAACUUUUUCAGGGCAGAGAUUGGAUCACAAUGAAGGCUUUUAUUCAUUAAAUGUUCAAAAUAUACGCUAGGCAUGAAGCUAAGUGCUUCAUAUAUUUUAUUCUUGAAACAACCCAAUAAUUUUUGGUAAGAAUCUUCAUUUUAUACAUGUAAAUAUUAAGGCUUAACAAGAGUUAAGUAGAUGACAUAAGGACAUAACUAGUAACAUCUGAGAUUUAAACACAUCCAGUUUAUUAGAAAUUUUUUACUAUUAGCCAUUUUGUAGCAUAUAAGCACUGAACCUAAUACCUAUUUGAAUUAUAUUUAACGUACUGUUUUCUUGAUUCCAAAUGUAACUGACUCGACACUGUACUUCUGCUUUCAUUGGACACAGCUACUUUCAUCCUUUGGUUAUUCUCUUCUUACGGGGGAAAAUUAUAGUAGAAAGUGGAAAUGAGAAUUUUUGUGAUUUACUCUUGGUCCUGGCUCAUAGAGGAAAGUGGAAUAAACCAUUAGUCUGUUUUCCUGAAUAACAUAGUUUUAGAUUUUAAAUGAUGUGUAUAUAGGUCUAUUUUUUUUUUUUUUUUUUUUUUGCUCUCUCAUCAUUUUCUCAUUCAUUCAAUAAAGAACAAGAACAUGGCAGAUUUUAAACACCUUCACAAGGAGAUACUGGUAUUGUUAAGAUAUGUUAAGUUUAAUUUGAACUGGUUUGGAUUUUCCUAAUAUGUAUUCCUUGAUUUUUCAUAUUUCUGGAAUGGUAAGAUCUUUUUUCUGAGAUCUGUGGGCAAAAAUUUUUAAGGUUCUUAUGUGUCUUUUAUUUCGUGUUUACAUUUUUUAAAAAAAGUUAUUAGAGAUAGGGUUUCACCAUGUUGGUCAGGAGGCUGGUCUCAAACUCCUGACCUUGUGAUCUGCCCACCUUGACCUCCCAAAGUGUUGGGAUUGUAGGCAAGAGCCACCGAGCCUGGCUCAUGUUUACAUUAUAACGGGACUGGUUAGAUUUUUAAUGCUUGAUUCAAAUCUUUUCCUCCCAUUUCAGCACUUUGAAGAUUAUAUUCCCUUCUCCUCUUCUUUUUAAUCAAGAAAAUUAUUUACAGAGUGACUGCUUGCAGAGCAGGACUAGUCAACCCAUAGGCAGUAUGCCCUGAGUAGCCCCACUCUCUUCUUGCAGCUAGUGUGUUGAUGAGAAGUGCUAUAGUAUAUUGCAGAAUGCCCCUCAGUUGGGAUUUAUCUACCAUUUUUCUCGUGAGUAGCCUGGGGAUUGUCGGUUUUGAGAGGAAGAUCACAGAGGUAAAGUGCCAUUUUCAUCAUACCAUGUCAUGGGUGUAUACUAUCUAUGACUUGAUGUUGAUCUUGAUCAUCUGCUAGAGAAUAGAGUUUGUCAAAUUUCUUCAACAACAGCUACUCUUGUUUCCCUCUUUUCAUGCUGUACUCUGGAAUAAAGUCAUGAUAUUAAUAUAUAGCCCACACUUAAGGAGUGGAGUGUUACACCCCUCUUUUCAGGUGGCAUAACUGUGUAAAUUAUAUGGAAUUCUUAUGCAUGGGAGACUUGACUGUUCUCCAUUUAUUUAUAUUUUAUUUAUUUAUUUUUUGACACAGUCUUACUCUGUCACCCAGGCUGGAGUACAGUGGCACAAUCUCGGCUCACUGCAGCCUCUGCCCCGCCCCAGGUUCCAGCAAUUCUCCUGCCUCUGCCUCCUGGGUAGCUAGGAUUACACGUGCAUGCCACUACACCCAGCUAAUUUUUGUAUUUUUAGUAGAGACAGGGUUUUCCCAUGUUGGCUGGGCUGGUCUUGAACUCCUGACCUCAGGUGAUCCACCUGCCUCAGCCUCCCAAAGCACUGGGAUUGCAGGCAUGAGCCACUGUGCCUGGCCCACUUACUUGUUUAUUGUUAUUUGCUUAUAUCAGUAGGGACUAAAUGGAUAUUUUAUGGGAAUUUUUAUUAUGGUGGGAAUUUUUUAACAUAACCAGCUCCCAGUUGGAAGUUUUCUCAGAUUACAUUUUUCUUUGAAGCAGAAAUGGAGAUGUUUGUCAAGAUCCAGUUGGAGCAUGUGUUAUCUCCGAUUACUCAUUAAUAGAAAAAUCUUAGUUUUAGCUGGAAAUUAUGCAGUCUGCUAGGGCUCAUAUGAUAGAUAGAUACCUGCCUCCACAGUAUUUAAGAGUUCAUGUACUCUUCUUGUUUUGAUAGAGAUAGGUUUUCAUCACUGCUAUUGUUACUUCCUUUUCUCCCAAGAGGGGAGUAGGUGGACAAGGUUUAGGGAGGCUCAUUUACCAACAGUGUGUGAAUACGCCCAAGAAGAUUCUGGCAAAACACAGAUUCAAAGUACAGUUGAUGCUCUGGAUGGCUCUGGGAUCACUACCCUUCUGCUUUGACAAGGAUUAUUUGUUGCUUUUAUGUUUCUAAACUCUCAAAAAGAACUGUAUCCUUAAUCUGGCCAACUGAAAGUGAACUUGUUUACCUCUUUACCUUGCUUUCAGAAGGACUGCCUACUGUGGAAGUGCUCCAUAAGUAUCACUUAAAACAUCUUUUGUUUCUGUUCUUGUUUCUGUGUUUUCUUCUUUACUAGGGCCGUCAGUCUUGGCUUCUCUUUAUUCUUGGUCUGGGUUGUCUGCUGGCACUAAUACCUCUAUUAUUAAUGUAGCAUAGGUGCUGGCCUUUUUGAUAGUCUUGGUAUUGCCAAACUCCCAUCAGUCUUUUGAAUGUCUUUUCUUUUUGCAUUUUUCUAGUUUUUCAAGUGAUGACUAUAUGCUGCUUUCCUUGACUGUAUAUAUUGCUACUGAAUUAUGAAUAUCUGCAGAAAUAUUUACUAGAGAACCUGUGACUGUUGAAUUACUUGUGCCUGAACAUACACACAUAUGUAUACACGCAUACCUCAGAGUGCUUUUUCUUACAAUGGACUUUGCUGCUGGUUUCUGCACAUGGAACACUGGUAUCUCCUGUCUCAGACAAAUGGCUGAAGUUCUCUAUAUGAUAUUGAUGUGAACAUCAAGGAAUUGAACGAAUACAACAGAAAUGAGGUUGAAAAAUAUUUGGUUGCUCCAUUCCUUUAAGCAUCUUUGAUGAAUACUCUGCAAAGUAGCCUUUAAAAAACAUAAAUUAAAAAGGAGAAUUUGCUGGUUAGCACAAAAACACACUGCAAAAUUACUUCUAUCUGGUUAUUAUAACUGAAGAAUAUAGAAGAUUGACACACAUUUUUUACACCCUCAGGCAGUGUUUUGGAAAUAUAUCGAUUACCUGCUUUUCUACAUUUCCUUAUCCUCAAGAUUUUUCUAAAUACAGCCUUUAAACUUGACUCAAAUGGAAAUUGUGCACUUCCCCUUUAUACCCUUCCUCACAUUAUUCUAAGAGUUUAACAGCAGCCUGAUAUGUAAGUUUCAGCAAAACUUAUACCUGUAUAUCUUUUUAUUUGACCCAACAGUUACAUAUUUUACCAUAGAGUCGUAAGAAUUUGCUCACUUUGAUGCCAGAAGUACUUAAGUAGUUACAUGGCACUAAUCUUAUGAGUUGUAUACCUAAUUUCAAUUUCUAACCAACUUGACCGUUUCUUUUAGGUUAGUCUUUGUUGGUCUUCCAUGUAAAUACAAGUUGUUACAAAUCAAUAGAAACCAUUUUACUUGCAUAUGCAAGGUAAAUAUGUGACUUAAAUAGAGACUGGCAGAUGGAUGGUGCAUCUACCACUAUCCAUUUGAGCUUGCUGUUUUAUGUUUGUGUAUUGGUUGCUCCUGACACUAUACAUUUCAAAAUUUUUUAUAACUUGAAAAACACUUACAUGCUACCACUCUGUUCUCAUCAAAUCCUUAUAUUUUGCCACACUCAUUUCUGAAUUUUCAGUGAGGAAACACACAUUACAGAUGAAAGGUUAAAGGCCCCUUUACAUGCCCUUCCCUAGUCUCCUCCUCCUCCCCCAGAGGUGUCCACUCUCCUGAAUUUAGGUUUAUCAUUGCCAGACAAAUGUAGGAAACUAGUGUUUCACAUUUCCAAAAUCAGCCUUCUGGCGGACUUGAAAGAACUCUGAGAAAAGAAGACUUGUGACCAAAUUCUCCCACAGAUUUGUAAUAAUGGACAUAUUGAAGGGACUGAAGGCUCUCAGACUGGGAAAGAAACUUAUUUUAAAAUUCAGCAUUGCUCAGCUUCUUUGCCGAACCCCUUCACCUGUGAUUCUAUGCACUGUUGCUUGAAACAUACGUUGUGAAAACACUGCCCUGCUUAGACAUACCCACUUUCCGGAAUUAACUUCCCAUUUAAUUCUAUAGUUUUUCACUGAUGUAACUUUCUAGAUUUGGACAACAAAGAUGACUAAUAGUAAUCACUCCAAGUUGCUGUUGACUGUUGGGUCGUGGUGAAAAUCAUUUUGCAUUAAAGGAGGUUAAAAUGCUAAUAAAUUGCUUAUUCCUUGACCUACACAGAUUACGUAUGCUUUUUUAAAAUCUUAAAUCCUCUGUCCAACUGGAUUGUCUGGCUAUGGACCAUGGGUACUCAUAUACCCUUUGCCUUAAACUGAUCUGUUACAUUUUAUGUUCCUGUGGCUGGAAGUCGCCUGAGUUUGCUGUUAAUGUUUAACACAUUUUGUUGAGUAAGAGUUCUGUUAAUGUUGUACAAGAUGGUACUUGAAUUCUUUGUUUGCCUUUUUUCUUCCUGUAUUAGAGAAUCUUGGUGCUUUUUGUAAGUUUUGUAUAAAAGAAAUUUUUCUUAAGAUUUGUUCAUAAAAUGGCCUGAUCCAGGAAAAAUAAAAUGGGAACAUGAACACUA
This is a messenger RNA of Callithrix jacchus (white-tufted-ear marmoset), 11141 nucleotides long. RefSeq names its product WD repeat domain 33 (gene WDR33). Lineage: Eukaryota; Metazoa; Chordata; Mammalia; Primates; Cebidae. Gene Ontology annotation, biological process: mRNA 3'-end processing. Gene Ontology annotation, molecular function: protein binding. Gene Ontology annotation, cellular component: mRNA cleavage and polyadenylation specificity factor complex. The record is from RefSeq and is a predicted model, not a curated record.